AUGAACAGCGAUGCUCGCAGGAGCCCUCCCAGUGACGUUGGUGUCCACAGCAGCCCUGCCAUGGGCCGUGGCGCCCCCCGGGGCUCUCCCAGGGACAGCGGCGCUCCGCAGGGCCCUCUCAAAAAUGACGGCGACCCUAGUGGCCCUGCCAUGGAAGGUGACGCCCUCAAGGGCCCUGCCAGGGACAAUGACGCCCCCAGAGACAGCAGCGCCUCCAGGGUCUCUCCCAGGGGUCCUGCCAGUGGCGGUGACGCCCUCAAGGGCCAUGCCACGGGCGAUGGCGCCCCUAGGGACCCUGUCAAGGGUGGUCGUGCCCCCAGGGGCCCUGCCAGAGACGCUGGCACCCCCAGGGACGGCCGCACCCCCAAGUGCUCUCCCAGGUACAAUGGCGCUCCCAGGGGCCGGCUAUGGAAGGUGGCGUCCGCAGGGACCCUCCCAAGGACGGCAACACCCCCAGGGGUCCUACCAGGGAUGUUGACAUUCUCAGAGGGCUCUCCCAGGGGCCCUACCAGGGGCGGUGGCACCCCCAGGGGCCUUGCCACGGUCGAUGGCACCCCCAAAGGCUCUCCCAGGGACGGCAGCACCCACAGGGGCCCUCUCAGGGACGGCAGCGCCCCCAGGGGCUUUGCCAAGGUUGUUGGCAUCCUCAGGGGCUCUCCCAGGGACCCUGCCAAGGGGCGCUGGCGCCCGCAGACUCACCCAGGGACGGCAGCGCCCCCAGGGACUCUCUCAGCGACAGCGGUGCUCGCAGAGAAACUCCCAGGGACAUCGGCGAUCCCUGGAGCACUCUCAAAGAGGGCGACGCCCCUAGUGGCCCUGCCAUGGGCGGUGGCUCCCUCAGGGUGCCCUGCCAGGGGCGGUGACGCCCCAAGGGGUUUUUCCAGAGACGGCUGCCUCCACAGGGGCCCUCCCAAGGACGGCAGCGCCUCCAGGGUGUCUCCCAGGGGCCCUGACAGGGGCGGCGACGCCCUCAGAGGCCCUCCCAGAGGCAGUGACGGCCACAGAAGCGAUGGCGACCCCAGGGGCCCAGCCAGGGGUGAUAAUGCCCCCAGGAGCUCUCUAAGAGACAGCGGCCCCAGAAGGGACCCUGUCAUGGGGAAUGGCACCCCCAGAGGCCCUCUCAGGGAAGGCUGCUCCCCCAGAGGCCCUCUCAGGGACAGCUGCGCCUCCAAGUGCUCUCCCAGAGAAAACGGCACCCCAGGGGCCUGCCAUGGGCGAUGGUGCCCCUAA
Homarus americanus (American lobster) is the source of this 1230-nucleotide messenger RNA. Its product is annotated as basic salivary proline-rich protein 1-like. The transcript has 2 exons. The coding region runs from base 1 to 1230 and encodes 409 amino acids. NCBI's taxonomy places the organism in Eukaryota, Metazoa, Arthropoda, Malacostraca, Decapoda, Nephropidae. The record is from RefSeq and is a predicted model, not a curated record.